GUUUCUAGUCUUCCUUGUACGGUCCAUGUGGCGCCAGUACAAUUUUGCGCGCGCGACGAUCAUCUCGUCCUGGCAGCCUUUAAUUCGAAGCCCAUAUUGCACCUCGUUGUAGAAAUUGUGGCUGAAAGACGUGGCUAAGUACGUGAAGUUUUAACUGCCAUUGAUGGAUUUAACGCUCUUCAUGUGACGAUCUAAACAUGGCAGUGUGUUUAGUCGGGUUGGUCCUGCUGGCACUGGCGUUAGAUGCCGGCGGAUUUUAUAUAUCUCAGAAGUCGGCGACGAAGGUAGUAAACAACGAAACGUUUAUAGUUUUUUGUCGUGACGACGUCGGAGGCCUUCCGAUAAAAUGGAGAAACCAAAAAGGCGAGAUUUUGGGUCCGAAGACACGUCCAGCUGUCCACAAUACGUCUUACGGCACUUCGAUCAUGUUCACUAAUCCCCUGAGGGUGGAGGAUUCGGGCAAUUAUACGUGUUCGACGGGCAAGGAAGAGCGAGUGUUCCAGUUUUUGGUGGAUGCUCCGCUCAAAUUCACCGAUACUUCGACGAACCAAACGGCCGUAGAAGGCUCCGAAUUUAACUUAAAAUGCGAGGUCAAAGGCGGCUCGACCUCCUGGUCAAUGGACGAAGGCUCGGCAAUUACAGAUAAUGCAAAGUACGCUGUUCUUGGUGACGGCCUCCUGAUACGAAACGUCACCCGAUCUGAUAGCAAAACCUACAUCUGUAAAGGAGUUCAGCCAAGCACAGGAACGGUCCUCGACCGCCCCAUCCACCUCCACGUGUUGCACAAGCCGGUCCACCCGAACCAUCCGCAGAGACACGUCCGACAAGAAGUUAUCUACGGCUACAUCAACGGCACCGCCAAUCUGACUUGUGUCACGAUUGCUAAUCCCCCGGCCACCUUCGUCUGGAAAAAACACAGAGACCCCAAGAAGAAAAUCGGGAAAACCAUCAGCGAAUCGGACGAAAUCUCCAUCCUGCAAUUGCACAUUCGCGACAAGUCCUUCUUCGACAACUACACGUGCAUUGCCCGGAAUAAGUACGGGGUGUACGAGGAGCAUUUCACCCUGAAAGAGGGCGCCCGACCACUGCCGCCCAGCCAGCUCCAGUUGGAGGAAAUAAAAAGCAAGUCGCUCAUAUUCAAAAUACACGGCCCGGCGAAUUCGUCCGAGAUGGAUUUGGGAACGAAAGGAUUUAACGUGAAGUAUAAGAAGAUUGAUGAUAACGAAUGGAAACAAAAGGACUUUAAUAUCACACAAGACAAUUUGUAUUCCUUGGAAGGUUUGGAGCCAAACACCGAAUACGAAGUUCAAGCGGCGACCAGGAACGCUGCAGGUUUGAGUGUUUACGUCUCCUCCAGCACUUACACGACUUCGCGAGGCGCUGCUGUCCACUCGACUUUACCACAUGUUCUCGGCGCCGCAAUUAUAUCACUGAAAUUCUUUUGGUGACUGUAAACCGGAAAUAUACUUCAUUUACUAUACGUAUGGCUACCAUAGGGCGAGACCAGGAUAAUAAGUCUAAUAAAACGUUCCUUUCCACAAUUCCUCUUAAUCUUGUCAUAUCACUCAUCAUCUCACCUCAUUCAUUUGUGAUCGAUCAAAUUACAAAGUGAGGUCAUGGCCGAAUGACCUCAUUUUGACUACGAAUGUUUAUUUUUAAAAAGUGCCAUUUUGUACAUGUGAUUUAGUCGGUUUUGAUUGUUUACGUAGACCAAACUAUUCAGUGUAAAUAAUAAGUGUAUGCUAAUUAUUGUUGACUAACGUGCCAAUGUUAAUGAAUGUUGCAUUAUCGGUGUAGCUGUGUUUUUAGUCUCAUGGCUUUGUUUGGAAUGACUGACAAUAAGGUCGAUUUGUAACAUAUGUGAGAAGACAAAACGUUUCAAUAGCAUUACAAAUCCUAUAGGCGACUGUUUAUCAGAAUUUAUUCGACGGUUAUAUAACAAAUUGUAAAAGUUUAUCGCUUUUAAUUGUAUUUAUUACACAGAUCCGUGAUCUAAUUUUUGUUGUCUAGAUAUAAGACGUCGGCUCGCUUCGACAGGGCUCUAGGAAUAGUUGUUAUCGCCCUGCCGAAGCGGCCAAAUCCACGAUCAAAUAAAUUUGUUUUUCUAUAAA
This is a messenger RNA of Tribolium castaneum (red flour beetle), 2111 nucleotides long. RefSeq names its product fasciclin-2. Lineage: Eukaryota; Metazoa; Arthropoda; Insecta; Coleoptera; Tenebrionidae. The transcript is spliced from 7 exons. Gene Ontology annotation, molecular function: protein binding. Gene Ontology annotation, cellular component: neuron projection. The coding region runs from base 198 to 1448 and encodes 416 amino acids. The record is from RefSeq and is a predicted model, not a curated record.